Molecule: messenger RNA, 6512 nt
Organism: Schistocerca gregaria
Lineage: Eukaryota; Metazoa; Arthropoda; Insecta; Orthoptera; Acrididae
Gene: hdm
Product: meiosis-specific with OB domain-containing protein
Exons: 10
Coding region: 269-1675 (468 amino acids)
Biological process (GO): resolution of meiotic recombination intermediates
Molecular function (GO): single-stranded DNA 3'-5' DNA exonuclease activity; single-stranded DNA binding
Source: RefSeq, a predicted model, not a curated record
GCAUUCUUUCGAAUGUGAGGCUACCGUUCGAUUAUUACUCAAAACAUCCUAUCGAUAACCGUAUUAGUCGUUAUUGGAAGCGAGAGAAAACGUAGUGUUAAGGUGGCGUAAGCGCUAAAUUCAAACUGAUGUUCGAAAGUAAAAUAUUUGUAAGGCAUUAUCGACGGUAGAUAAAUAGAGUUUUACCUUCGUUACCAAAUCACUCGCAACGUAGUUUAAACGACAACUAAUCAGAAAUAUCAAGAACUGUUUUUAGCGGUGUUAUAAGAUGGAAUCAGGUGCUGGCAUUAAAAGAUUACCAAUUGAAGCCUUAGGACCUGGGACAAGCAAUUACUUUGUAGUUGGAAUAAUAAUAGCGAAGCAGAAUCCAAGAAAAAUACAAAGUCGAGUCGGUUCUGCAGAAGAAAGAGGCGUGUGCAGUUUCACAAUAAGAGAUUCGCCAUACGAUUUUAUAAAUGUUAACUGUUGGGGAUCAUUACAUUUCAUUGAGACAGAAAUGGAGAACUACAACAUUGGUGAUGUUGUUGAAAUCAGCAAUGCCAGGGUUACACACCGUAAGCCAGAUCAAGAUGAGAAAUUUAGUCCUACUGUGACAAGUCCAUGUCAGCUGACAGUUUCUGAGAACCAAAAUUCCUUGAAGUUAUAUGGAGGAGAUGACUGCAGUGCAUUUGAGCCUCUGCUGAAUCUUACAACAAAGCCCCCAACAGAUUUCUAUACUCUUGCUGACAUACACAGCAAUGGGUCCAGCAUGCGGGGAGAGUCAGUGAACCUACUUGCUGUUGUUCGUGAUAUUGGUCCUAUCAGAACAAUAAAAACAAAAGAUGGAAGAAGCAUUAUAUGCCGGGAUAUAACAAUAAUGGAUCAAACCAGUUCUGGACUGCCAGUGCAAUUAUGGAAUGCUGCAACUGCACAUCGUGCAGACUCUUGGGAGCCUCGCAACACAGUGUUGUUUUUAGUAGACAUGAGAGUUGAAUGGAAUGCUUUUAAACGUGGAAUGGUAGCUAGUGAUGGACUGCGCACUAUAAUAACAGAGAAUCCUGACACUUCUGAAGCAAUGAUGCUUCGAGCAUUUGCUAGAACAGCCCCUGUUAAACCUAAUGAAAUUCUGGAGCAGCUUGCUAGCACAAUACCAGACCCUGGCAGCAUCAGGCAAGUAAUGACAGUGCAGCAAGUCUUCGAUCGUACUUCAGUUAACUAUGCAGAAGCAGCCAAUACAGAAGAUAAACAGUUCACUGCUUUAAUUUAUUGUCUUGUGACUCAUCUUGAUCUGGAUGGCACCUCACGCAUUACUUCCACGAGAUGUUCAAGAUGCCAGCUGCCAAUUGAUGGGAUCUGUAUAAAUCUGGAGUGUCCUGUGGGAUCAGGAGCUGAAAUUGCUGCUCCAGACACUAUAUUUGAUAUAAGAAUGAGACUUACGGAUCACACUGGAUCACUGGAAAAUUGUCGUUUAACAGGCACCGCUGCUGAAAGAGUCCUCAAUUGCACAGUUAAUGAAUUUCUGGCCAUGAAAGAUGAUUCAAGAACAGCACUAAAGUGGUGCUUGCUUAUGGAACGCUGUGCAGCAAGAAUUAUGGUAUUGCGGCCAUCCUCAGAGCAACGACGUCCUCUUAUUUCUGUAUUGGCAUGUUCAGUUGCAAAUCCUGUAGAAGUUGCAGCACAUAUUCCAAUUUUUUAGUCAUUCUAUAAAGUUUUAUGAUAUAAAAUUUAAUACUAUGUCAUGCUGUCUGUUGCUGUCAAUGUGUUGUACCAAAUAAGAUUAAAUGUGAAUUCUUAUUCUUUUUAGCUUUAAGUAGGUGCCACUUAAUGAAUUAUUGUCAAUUACUGUCAUUGAACUUUAAUUUUCUGUAAAGAAAUUGUAUAUAUGUAUUGCUCACAUGUCAAUGAAAUGAGUUUUUAGUUGAUACAUAAGCAUGUUCACAUGCAAACAUCAUGGGUUAUGCGUUCACAUUAUUAUAUAAGUAAUAAGUCUUGAAAACAAAGUGAAGAUCCAGCAUUACUGAAGACCAUAGAGUACUUAGAGAAUGAAGUAUCAAAUGAUAACUCAGACUAAUAAAAGAAACACUGUUUAGACAGAAUUACGACUCAGUGGAAUGGAAAUGGUUGCUCAUCAUCCCAGCUCAUUUAUGGCCAGCCAUACUGAAGUAUUUUCAUAAUGCACCAUAAGAUCAUUUGACAUUUGUGAAGGCCCUUGAUAGAAACAGAAGUAGGUAUCAUUGGCCAGAUCUCUAGAAAUCUGUAAGUCUUUAUGCUGGCCACUAUAGGGAAUGCCAACAACAACAGCAUGUGCUUCAAUUAUGUGUGGACAUCUUGCACUAAUUUCUCCUCCAUUUGUUUCAUUUCAGUGGACUGUAAUUAAAUUCUUGUUUAACUAGACGGUCAGCUGCCUUCCUUACCUGCUAUACUGCUAACAAAGCUGUACUGAAGGCUGCAACUCUCAAAAUUGCCAGAUUUCUUGUUGAGAGCCUGAUUUUGAAGCAUGGAACACAACAUUAUGUUCUGACUGUGAAAAGGUGUUUGAGUCAGUACCGGUGUUAUAAGAAAUUUGACAGUGCAGCAUUGCUCACAGGAUGACAAUUUCCUACCACACAUAGAGAAAUGGCUUCUUGAAACAUUCUAAUAAGAUUUUGGCAGAUAUUUAUAUUGGUAUGAUACAGUGGAACAUCAAUUUUAUGUUCUGCAAUUUUACGUUUUUCUCGAUUCUACACCAUACAUUUGUAGCCCCUGUGAAAAAUCCAUAAAAUCAAUGUUAAAAAUUGCCUGAUUUUAAUUUCUUCCUAGUAAGGUUUAUGUCAAUUCAAUUCUAAGUUCUUACUCAAUGUCUCACUUGACUUCAUCCCAUUUUCAUACUUUUGGCAUUUGAUGUGACUGAACAACGUAUAAGUGGCACAAAAGGCAGAUGGUUCGCACCACAGGUAGUGACAGAGUUAAGAGAAUAUUGUAGGCCAUUGUGGAGACGGGAGACGUGAGAGAGGAAAUGCUGAUGUGGUCCACGAUCAGUGUUGCCAGCACAACUUGCAACAUUUAGCUCCACCACAUAAUUAUAAUAGAACUACUGCUAGGUUGCAGUGGUAAUGGAAAAACAAGACAGUUGUUGCACAGUGUUCAGUACUGAACCAAUACGUGACAAAGAGGCCCAGCCACCACCUUUUCUUGUUCCACUCAGUCUCAUCUUUCUCCAUGUAUUUCUGAUGUCCUGUAUUCAGCAACAAUAUCAACCUUUUAAAGUCAAACACUGAGUUUCAAUGAAUGUGCUUGGUCAGAAUCGAGGAAAUGUCGCUUCCGGCUAGUGAACUCUUAUUGCCUGGUAACUUGUUAAGUCACCCAAUAGCCAGCACAGCCAUCACACCACACAAAUACAUGUAAAAUGAGCUCACCUACUGGAUGUGUGGAGAGGAGGAAUGGCCCUUCAAUGACAGGAGAGCAGUUAGGGGUGAAAGCACUUUGUGAUGUGCUGAAAAUAUACUUUUCAUGCAGAUGAUGUGCUAUGACCGAGAUGAAAUAUGGAAAUAGAACAAGGGAUUUCCAAGAACGUACUGUAAAGACGUUUGUGUUCAAAUCUGACAUGAUACAGUUGCAACAACUGUAUACACUACUCAUGUACAUACUUAGCAUCGCACACACCAAACACUGUAGAUCAUAAAGACUGGCAGCAGUGAUAAGAGGACGUGAAGCAAAAUUGUACCACCUGAGCUUUCUUUCAGAUUUACAUUUUACACAGUUCAUAGAAAUUCACUGAGCUGGCUUCUAAUAAGCUUGCAAUGCCAACUGGGAAAGUAAACUCAUUUUUUCAUGUCUCUGUUUCUCUCAUUGAACCUAAAAUAACACUUUAAUGGUGGUGAACAUAUGACAUAUGACAUAAGAAAAGUAGUAAACAGUAACAGCAAUGGUGACAAAAUUUAUCAUUACGCAGAUGUCCACAUUUAUGCUUAUGGUUUAACCACUUACCAUUGGCUGUGAUGAUUUUGAUUUCAUUCAAUAUGUUCAUCAAUUUUUGCUUUUUUCUGGAUAAGCAAAAAGGAUAAUCUCACAAAACGUGUUUUGAAUGUAUAGUUCGUGGUCGUAGCAUGUUGGAAAAUUAGCUUAAUUACCUUGUACCCAGACACCGAUUCCAAUUUUUUGAUGAGUUUUUACUUGCUGUUACACACUUGUGAUUUUUUAAGAACUUAUGAAAUUCUUUGCCACAAAUUACUCUUUAAGCACAGUUUUGUACAUUCAGUUUCCUUCACUUAGACAGAUGUUAAUACAAAGUAUUGGAGGGGAUUGCGAUUUUUAAACAUAUAUGCCAAUUGUGUGCGUUUUUGCUUAUAUUUUGAGGGGUUUUAACAUUUUCCUCAAUUUUGCGUUUUUUACAUCUGGAGUGCACGAAAACAAAAAAUAGGGGUUUCACUGUAUUGCCUGUUGUGACAUUUACACAUCACAUAGAUAUCAAAGCACUACAGAUCUCACACCAUUUUCCUCGAUCCCCAGUCAAGAAGCUGAAACAACACUGAAUACUUUGUUUCCAUUUCAGCUUGAUGAUGCUGAAAGAGAUUGUACCAAACAGCUCAUCAUUCAGAUGCAAGAAGCAAAGCAUUGCCAUUCACAAAAUAAUAUUUGCUGGUGAUCUUGAUGGAAGUAACUCCAUUUGAACACUGCAGUGAUCAUGAGGAUACGACAAUGUGAUCAGAUUUCAAAGACCCACCAUUGCUGUCAAAUAAACAACCACUGACUAUAUCCAGAUCUAGGUCCGUCCUGUCAAACCAGCAGUUCGGCAUUUUGCAAGGAGGGGGAGUAAUGCAAAGUAGUGAACAUUAUGCACCGUUGUGUAAAGGUUGCAGUAAUUGCAGGCUUGUGAUGUGUGGGUUACUGCCUACUUUAAUUACUUAUCAAUUAAGAUUUUUAACUUCUGGAAACUCCUGGAACUUAGUUACUAGACUAUUAUUUGUAUAAAUACGAGCACUCUGCUGGGGCAGAGGAAUGCCUUCAUGAGCGAGAGUGUUAAAAUUUCAAUGAUUAACUGCUGAAACAUUUUCAAAGAAGUCAUAGCAUUUGAAGCACUCCUAAAAACCAGUGGAUCUCACAUAACUGAAAACUGGUUAAAACUUGCAAUUGAUAACAUUGAGAUCUUUGGUGAAAAUUUGUUUAUAUCAAAUGAAUGGACUGUUGAGAAAUGAAGGUGUUGUAUUUGUUUCAGUAGACAAGAAACUCAAAUCCAACAAGAUGAAAAUUCAAAUCGCAUGCAAGAGUGUUUGAGCAAGACCUAGACUGUCUGGACAAGACUCACAAUCAGUAUCAUGGCUUCACACAAACUUGUAACUGGACCUUUCUAUUGACCACCAGUCCCACCCCCAGAUGCCACCAAAUACUUUAGAGAAAAUAUACGUUCACUAGUACAUAUAUUUCCCAAUUAUUCUUUAGGAGUCAAAGGAGACUUUAACCAUCCAGAUAAUUAGAUCCUACUCACAAAGGGAUACUCAAAUCAGGUCUCCAGCUACCAGACAACCAAUCGACUAGGAGAUUGGACAUCUCAAAUAGCUGAUAACAUUCACACAGGCGUGACCUGAGUCUCCUGUACAGUCAAGUCUCUUGUGGUGUGAAUUAAAUCAGUCUCAUUGGCCGUGGGCAAAGGAUGUAUGUAGCGCGCUUUUUUGUGUGCCGUGACCCCAGUAGUACAAUGUCCAGCGACAGUAUUACGGAUAAUGAUAUUACAAUACAGUAUUAUAAUUACUGCCAGUGCAGAAUGAGAAAAGUGAGAAAGUUGUGGGUUCGUGCUUACACUGAGAAUAAUAUAAAUUGUAGGUAAAAGUUGCCUAACUGCUUGGGUGCAUUGGAUGGGAAACAUAUCGAUAAAUUACCUGGGGCAGGGUCAACUAACUUCAGUUACAAAUACUACCUAUCCGCAGUAUUGCUGGCAUGCAGUGAUGCUGAUGUUUUAUUCAUUAUCAUUGAAACUGAUUAUGCAGGUAGAAACAGCGAUGGAGGGAUAUUUUGUCCUUCAGCAACCAAACACUGGAUUACAAAUGAAAGAUUAAACUUAGCAUUGCUUUCAAGAUUACCAGAUGAUGAAAAUGAAUAAAAUAUCCCUCAUUACUUUGUAGGAGACGAAGUGUUUCCAUUAUCACACUAAUUGAUGCAACCGCACCCACAAAAAAACUCUCGAUAAUCUAUGGAAUGUGCAUUUGGAAUGGUGACGCAGAACUUCCAAGUCCUGAGAUAAGCAAUCCUAUUUGUUCUCAAACUACAGAAAGAGUAGCGACAUAAUAAAAUCCAUGUGCAUAUUGCAUAACUUCAUUCGAAAACAUGAAGGUAUCCAAUACAGUUGUGGUGAACAACAAUGCAACAACUCCGAAACACCAACAGUCAGAAUACAGCCAAGGAGAGACACUGACCUGCAUGCUCAUUCUAUUACUUAUAAACUAAGGAAUUAUUUAGCCCACUACUUUCUGACACCCCGUGCUUCCCUCCCAUGGCAAUGGAAGUAGCAUCAACAAUAACCAUGAUCUACUGUAGUUGUCUUUCUUUACAAAAUUUUA